GCGAAGCGGGUGCAAAGUUUGGCACCCCGCAAAGGGAUGUCAGAUAAGAGUGGGCGGACCGCCCGAGGGCUUUUUAGCCUUCCAGUCUUAGGGGCGCCUGCUGCCGGGACCCCAGACGGUGCGCUGCAAUGGACGGUGUAGAUUCGGCGGCCCAGGGCACUGCCCAGCCUCAGGAUGGAGAGCAGCCGGCCGAGUCCCCGGAGCCGCCGCCGCCGCCUCCCGCUCCGCCGCCGGCUCCGCCGCCGCCGGCUCCUCCACCAGAACCAGGACCAGAACCAGAACCUGCUCUGGGACCCUGCCCAGAGGCAACUCCAGAACCAGCCACAGAACCAGACUCAAAUCCAACUCCAGAGCCGGCCCCGGAGCCGGCCCCAGGACCAGACUCAGAGCCGGACCCAGAGCCGGACCCAGAAUUUGUCCCAGAGCCGGCCCAGGAGCCGGUCCUAGAAUUUGCCCUAGAGCCGGACCCAGAGCCGGUCCCAGAAUUUGCCCCAGAGCCGGACCCAGAGCCGGUCCCAGAAUUUGCCCCAGAGCCGGACCCAGAGCCGGUCCCAGAAUUUGCCCCAGAGCCGGCCCCAGAGCCAGCCCCAGAACCUACCCCAGGUCCAACCCUAGAGUUGGCCCGAGAACCGACUAGAGAGCCUACCCCCGAUCUUGACACAGGGCUGGUCCUAGAGUCAGCCCCAGAACCUGCCGCGGAGAGGGCCCCAGAGUCGUGCCCUGAGCCAACUCCAGAGAGUCCAAAGAUGAGUUUAGCACUACAACUGUUGCAGGUGGUCCCUACAGAGAAAGAUCCAAAGCUAUCUCCAUUGCCAUCUCCAUUACCAUCGCCCAGAGCGCCAACAACGUGGUCCAGAAUAAAGAGAAUACUGAAGGAAGGGCCCCUGCUAAAGAACUGUAACUCCUUCAAGAGAUGGAAGCUUAGAUACUGUCUGAUUCAAGGACAGAAGCUCCACUUUGCACACCAUCCUUCGUUUGCACAUUUUGAAACAAUUGAUCUGUCUCAAGUCGCCUUGGCAGAAAGUAGCUGUAGAAAUCUUUGCCACGGUUUCUGUGUUAUCACACCACAGCGAAAAAUCUCCCUGGUUGCACCCACUCGGGAAGACAUGGAAGAAUGGAUUAACAUCAUAAAAACUGUCCAACAGGGAGAAAUCCGUCAGAUUCCUGCAGCCGAAAACAACCCUUUCCUUAUUGGAAUGCACUGCUGGUAUUCCAGCAGUAGUCCUUGGACUCAGUUCUGCAAUGUUUGUCGCCGGAACAUCCCUUCCUUCUCUCGAGAUGUCAUCAUCUGUGAAGUCUGUAAUGUGAAAUCACACAAAUUAUGUGCGUUGAGAGCAAGCAAAGACUGCAAGUGGAAUACUUUGUCUUUAACUGAUGACCUCCUUCUACCCGCUGACGAAAUACAAACAAUGCCUCAUCAAUGGGUAGAAGGCAAUAUACCUGCCGGCUCUCAGUGCGCAGUCUGUCAUGGGAGCUGCAGGAGUCAUCGAAGACGGCAAGCUUUCCGCUGCCUCUGGUGUGAUUCUACGGUGCACGGGGCCUGCCAGAAGCGGUUUUCCAAGGAAUGUUCCUUUGGAAGUCGUCGCUCAGCCAUCGUGCCGCCAACCGCACUGAGCGACCCCAGAGGCGAUGGCCAAUUAGUGGUAUCGCCUGACUUCUGGAAUCUUGAUUGGCCAUUGACUUGUUCCUGUCCCUUGCUCAUCUUCAUCAACUCCAAAAGUGGAGAUCAUCAAGGGAUCGUCUUUCUCCGAAAAUUCAAGCAGUAUCUUAAUCCAUCUCAAGUAUUUGACCUGGCGAAGGGUGGACCUGAAGCAGGCAUCUGUAUGUUCAAGAACUUUGCUCGUUUUCGUGUUCUGGUUUGUGGUGGAGAUGGCAGUGUAAGCUGGGUCUUAUCUACGAUUGAUGCCUUUGGAUUGCAUGAUAGGUGUCAGCUGGCAAUCAUCCCACUCGGAACUGGUAAUGACCUCUCUCGUGUCCUUGGCUGGGGAGCAUUCUGGAAUAAAAGUGACUCACCACUGGAUGUUCUCAGCAGAGUAGAGCAGGCUCACGUGAGGAUUUUAGAUAGAUGGAGUGUGACGGUCCGUGAAAACCCCAGACAAUUCCCACUGCUAACAAGACAGGCGGUGAUGGAUAUACCACAAUUUGAGGCUGCUGCCAUGCAGCACUUGGAGUCUGCAACCACUGAGUUGAACAAAGUCCUGAAGGCCAAGAACGCCACCGAGGUGAUCAUCGCCACUAGAUUCCUGUGCUUAGCAGUGAAAGACUUUGUGGCUGAUAUUGUAAAGGCCUGGAGUCAAAUAAAACAGAAGAAUACAGCAGUGGAGUCUGUGAUUUUGAAAAGUGACUUGAUGUAUGAUAAACUCAGUGUCAUUAUUGAUAUCCUGGCUGAGGAUGCAGAUGUUAUCUAUGCUGAGGAAAAAGCUGCCCGUGCCAAAGCUGAUGGAAAGCCCUUCGUCUCACAAAUAGACCACACCACAAGAUCCAAAUUAGAGUUGGCCACAAGGGCUCAGAACCUCCAGGAGUCCUUGAAACUCGUCAUAUUCCAGGUUGAACAAGUUCUUGAUGAAGAAAGCAGACAGUCUUUAUCAGUUAAGAACUUCACAUCAUCCUUCUUCCUGGGAGAAGAUGACUCAGAGGACUUUAAUCAAAUGAGCCCAAGACACCGUUCUCAUUGUGGCACCUUGUCUUCUAUAUCGUCUCUCCAAAGUGAAGACCUACAUUACCUUGACUUAGAAUACUUAUAUUCUACACCUGAAAUGAUACGCUUCAAAGAGAAGUGUGUCAUGAACAACUACUUUGGAAUUGGACUAGAUGCAAAAAUUUCUCUGGAGUUCAAUACCAGAAGAGAAGAACACCCAGGACAAUACAAUAGCCGCCUUAAGAACAAAAUAUGGUAUGGUCUUCUGGGAAGCAAGCAGCUACUGCGGCGCUCUUACAGGAAGCUGGAAGAGCGCAUACGACUGGAGUGUGAUGGAAAAGCCAUUUCCUUGCCAAACCUUCAAGGCAUUGUAGUGCUCAACAUUACCAGCUAUGCUGGAGGUGUCAACUUCUGGGGAAGCAACACGGCAACCGCAGAAUAUGAUGCCCCUGCAAUGGAUGAUGGGAAGCUAGAAGUAGUGGCAAUUUUUGGUUCUGUGCAGAUGGCCAUGUCUCGUAUCAUCAACCUGCAGCAUCAUCGAAUUGCCCAGUGCCAUGAGGUGAUGAUCACAAUUGAUGGUGAAGAAGGGAUCCCUGUGCAGGUGGAUGGGGAAGCAUGGAUUCAGAAACCAGGCCUUAUCAAGAUUAAAUACAAGAAUACUGCCCAGAUGUUGAUGAGAGAUCAGGAGUUUGAGAACUCAAUGAAAACAUGGGAAAGUAAGCAUACUGAAAUCCAAGCGGCCCCACCACCCCAGCUGGAUUACCAGGAAUCUCAAGAUAGCCUCUCUGAUAGGGAAUAUGCCCAGAUGCAGCACUUGGCUCGGCUUGCAGAAGACCUCAUUAGCAGACUUAAUGACCUGAGCAAGGUCCACCAGCACGUGUCUGUCCUCAUGGAUUCUGUGAAUGCCAGUGCUAACAUACUGAAUGAGGUGUUCUAUAGCCAAGACAGUGGCAAUGAGGAGGGCGCAGCUUCCUGUAUUCCCAUUGAGACUCUGAGCAGAACUGAUGCAGUAGAUGUUACAUUUAGUCUUAAAGGGCUAUACGAUGACACCAAAGCUUUCCUGGAUGAAAACUUGUUGAGAGAUGCUGAGGAUAAGGCCACACUACAAACUGCCCUGGAUGCCAUGAAUAUGGAGUUGAGAAGGAUACUGGCAAUUGACUGGUUGAAUCAAAUCCUUUUUCCAGAGGAACAGUCUUCUGACACUCACAGUUUACGUCACAGACUGAGGAUUAGAUUCCCUAAGUUGAGGAAGAAGAAGCGAGAAGAGGGAGAAAAGCCAAAAUCGAGCCACAGAUUCCCUCGUUUUCUUGGCAGGUUCUGGCGUCGCAGAAACCGUGGCAAUGCAGCAAAAGGUGAUGACCCUCCAACACCUUCAAGUUCUCAGCUGUAGUCCUCGAAAGCUGGAAGGAGAACUCUCAACACAGGAUUCCACUACAAACUCAAAACCUCAAUAAAGACUGAACCAAAUUAUAUCAGAACAAACAUGAGCACCACCAAGAAAGACCCUCCAAAUCCUUAGACUAACAUAUUUUCCCUGGACUUAAUCAAAUCUCCUUAGAGGGUUACAUUUUUCUCGUUGGCCAAAGAUUCUUGUUCCGAGUUGUCUUGUUCAGUUCUCCUUCUCUUUGUGUACCUUGAGCAACUACAGUGUUUAUUGGGGAUAGACUCUUUAUGAAUAGCCUGGGAUCUAUAAGAAUUUAUGGGAGCGCAUCUCUAGGACGUGUUGGAAUGGCUUUCCUUCACUAGCAGAGAAACUGUUGACACCAAGGAAUGAAUGAGUAACCGACUCUCAGAAAGAUGAAGAGGGGGCAGGGCAUUCGGGCUUGGCUGUGUUUCUCUUCCAGUCCCUGCCAUUUGCAACUUGAUAUUUCCAAAAGAUGACUCCUAGUUGGUUCAAGAAGAUGAGAACAAGGUCCUGGAUGCUUAUCCACUUGUCUGUUACAAUGAUCAUGUGAAUCUUUCCUUGUAGAUAUGAGUCUCUCCUCUCCUCUCCUCUCCUCUCCUCUC
Onychomys torridus (southern grasshopper mouse) is the source of this 4645-nucleotide messenger RNA. RefSeq names its product diacylglycerol kinase kappa (gene Dgkk). The record is from RefSeq and is a predicted model, not a curated record. Gene Ontology annotation, molecular function: ATP-dependent diacylglycerol kinase activity. The transcript is spliced from 28 exons. Lineage: Eukaryota; Metazoa; Chordata; Mammalia; Rodentia; Cricetidae. Gene Ontology annotation, biological process: diacylglycerol metabolic process; lipid phosphorylation; intracellular signal transduction. Bases 129 to 4028 code for a protein of 1299 amino acids.